AUGGCCAAUAAACCCCAUGGCGGCGUCCUCAAGGACCUGAUUGCCAGAGAUGCGCCGCGGCACGACGAGUUGGAGGCGGAAGCGGAGACUCUGCCCGCCAUCGUGCUCACCGAGAGACAGCUCUGCGACUUGGAAUUGAUCUUGAAUGGCGGCUUCAGCCCUCUCGAAGGUUUCAUGGAUGAAACGGAUUACAAUGGCGUCGUCGCCAAUACCCGUCUCGCGGACGGCAACGUCUUCAGCAUCCCUGUCACGCUCGAUGUUUCCGCCAAGGAGAUCCAGGAUCUGGGGGUGAGCCCCGGAGCCCGCAUCACCCUCCGAGAUUUCAGGGAUGACCGCAAUCUGGCCAUCCUCACGGUGGACGACGUCUACCGACCAGACAAACAGAAGGAAGCUGAAGAGGUCUUUGGCGGGGACGAAGAGCAUCCCGCCGUUAAAUACCUCUUCACGAAGGUUCAAGACUUCUACGUUGGAGGAAAGGUCGAAGCUGUAAACAAGCUGGAUCACUAUGACUAUGUCGCCCUUCGAUUCACACCCGCUGAGCUACGAUCCCAUUUUGACAAGCUCGGGUGGUCAAAAGUCGUUGCAUUCCAGACCAGAAAUCCCAUGCAUCGAGCCCACCGCGAAUUGACCGUUCGAGCUGCCCGUGCCCGCCAAGCGAACGUGCUGAUCCACCCAGUCGUCGGCCUCACCAAACCCGGCGACAUUGACCACUUCACCCGUGUUCGCGCCUAUCAGGCUAUUCUAUCCAGGUACCCCAACGGAAUGGCCGCUCUGGGUCUUCUCCCCCUUGCCAUGCGAAUGGGCGGUCCCCGCGAAGCGAUCUGGCACGCCAUCAUCCGCAAGAACCACGGAGCCACGCACUUCAUCGUCGGACGAGACCACGCGGGCCCAGGGAAGAAUUCCAAAGGCGUCGACUUCUACGGCCCGUAUGACGCCCAACACGCCGUUGAAAAGUACAAGGACGAGCUUGGCAUCGAGGUCGUUGAGUUCCAGCAGGUGACCUACCUGCCAGAUACAGACGAAUACAGACCCAUCGACGAAGUGCCCGAGCACACCAAAACGCUCGACAUCAGCGGAACGGACCUGCGAAAGCGCCUGCGCACCGGCGCCAGCAUCCCCGAAUGGUUCUCCUACCCGGAGGUCGUCAAGGUGCUGCGCGAAUCGAACCCACCCCGAUCGACGCAGGGCUUCACCAUCUUCCUCACUGGCUACCAGAACAGCGGCAAGGACGCCAUCGCACGGGCCCUGCAGGUGACUCUGAACCAGCAGGGCGGCCGCUCCGUCUCCCUGCUGCUGGGAGACACAGUGCGGCACGAGCUGUCCUUCGAGCUCGGCUUCUCCCGCGAGGACCGGCACAAGAACAUCCAGCGCAUCGCCUUCGUCGCCGCGGAGCUUACCAAGUCUGGUGCCGCCGUCAUCGCCGCGCCCAUCGCGCCGCACGAGCACAGCAGGCAGGUUGCCCGCGACACCAUCUCCUCCGUCGGAAGCUUCUUCCUCGUCCACGUCGCCACUUCGCUGGAGUACGCCGAGAAGACUGAUAAGAGGGGCAUAUACGCCAAGGCGAGGCGCGGAGAGAUCAAGGGCUUCACGGGCGUGGACGACCCGUACGAGACGCCCAAGUCGGCGGACCUCACUGUCGACGUUGAGAAGCAGACUGUGCGGGCUAUUGUCCAUGAGAUCAUUCUUAUGCUUGAGAGCCAGGGGUUCUUGGAUCGCAGUUAG
Messenger RNA from Paracoccidioides brasiliensis Pb18, 1722 nucleotides. Its product is annotated as sulfate adenylyltransferase. The record is from RefSeq and is a predicted model, not a curated record. The transcript has 6 exons. The coding region runs from base 1 to 1722 and encodes 573 amino acids. Gene Ontology annotation, cellular component: cytoplasm. Gene Ontology annotation, molecular function: adenylylsulfate kinase activity; sulfate adenylyltransferase (ATP) activity; ATP binding. Gene Ontology annotation, biological process: sulfur amino acid metabolic process.